AUGAGAGCUAGUUAUAUUGGGCAGGUUGUAUUUCAGGUUAUUUCUAAACAUAAUGAAUAUGGUAGCAAGUGUUGUAUCUUCUUCACACAAGAGCAGACAGGGUUUUUUGUAGUGGUUUACCAGCAAGGUGGCUGCAUGGACAUUGUUGGAGGACAUGAAGUGCAUCCUCAUUCCUGGCCUUAUAUGGCUGCUUUCCAGGACAAGAAUUUGGGUGUUUUUUGUGGAGGAACUCUUGUGGAAAAACAAUGGGUUUUGACAACAGCACCUUGUGUGGACACUAUUGCUCUCAUUUUGAGUGGUCUAGGCUCACAAAUCCAGAAUGUCACUCAUGACUGUGACAAAGAACCUUGUCCUCUUGACAAAUUGAAUGUGAGCGGAAGCUCCUCCUCCCCAGAAGAACAGCAGAUAUUUGGGGUUAUGGAAACCUUUCCUCAUUGUCAGUUUGACCACCCUCCCUUUGAUAAUGACAUAAUGCUCCUCAAGCUGAAUGAUACUGCCAAGCUGAAUAAAUAUGUGCAGCUUUUUCUGCCUGACUUUUUUGAAGAUGUUAAACCUAGCACACACUGCCAGGUGGCUGGCUGGGGAGACAAAUCACCAGGAAAGCCAUUGAAAUAUCUCUGGGAGAAACUCUUAAAAUUGCCAAUAGAGAAAUCUCUGACAAACAUUAUGCUGGUGACCCAAGGAGAUUCUGGUGGGCCAUUAGUCUGUGCUGGUCAGUACUGGGGGAUUGUUUCUUUUGGAGAAGCGUGUGAAAAAACUAGCACACCUGGAGUUUAUAAGUGGCUGACUGAAGAAUAUAUUGACUGGGUAAAAAGAAUGAAUUCCAGUUACACAGAUUCAUGA
This is a messenger RNA of Melozone crissalis (California towhee), 843 nucleotides long. Its product is annotated as granzyme A-like. NCBI's taxonomy places the organism in Eukaryota, Metazoa, Chordata, Aves, Passeriformes, Passerellidae. Gene Ontology annotation, biological process: proteolysis. The record is from RefSeq and is a predicted model, not a curated record. Gene Ontology annotation, molecular function: serine-type endopeptidase activity.